This is a messenger RNA of Crotalus tigris (Tiger rattlesnake), 2122 nucleotides long. RefSeq names its product GPALPP motifs containing 1 (gene GPALPP1). The record is from RefSeq and is a predicted model, not a curated record. The coding region runs from base 53 to 976 and encodes 307 amino acids. The transcript is spliced from 7 exons. NCBI's taxonomy places the organism in Eukaryota, Metazoa, Chordata, Lepidosauria, Squamata, Viperidae.
AGGGCGCGCGGGGAGCGUACUGCGCAGGCGCGGCAGGGCGCUCGUUAGCAUCAUGGCGUCCCGAGAUCUUAUCGGGCCGGCGUUGCCCCCGAAUUUAGCCGUUGCCACCGGCGCCGCGGUCGACUCCGGGUCGGUUGCAGGACCGGCACUGCCUCCUGACUACGAGGAAAACUCUAAAUACUUUGAUAAUGGGGAGAAAUAUGUCUCUGCUCAGAUGCCCAAAGAAGCAGAUUUGGAUUCUGAAGAGGAUAAAGAUUCAAGUCCAGUUCCAAGACCUAUUAUAGGUCCAGCUUUACCACCAGGCUUUAAGAAAUCGUCAGAAGAGGCUGAAGAAAAACGAUCUUACCAAAGCCAGGCAAGCGAUAGCAGCGAGGAAGAGGAAGAUACAUUUGGCCCUCUGCCGGCCAUGGGAUCAGUGGAAUCCAAUCCAGGUGCUGAGAUCGAGGAUCGGGCUCGGAGAAUGAAAGAGAGGCUUCUGGGACACGAUGAUGAUGGGUCCAAAGAAACCAAGAGAGAGUCUUGGAUGAUCGAUCUUCCUCCGGAACUCAAAGCUUUUGGCCUCGGGCCACGAACGUUCAAAAGGCGAGCCAACUAUGAUUCCGGAGACCGAUCCAUUUGGACAGAUACUCCGGCCGACAGAGAAAAGAAAGCUAAGGAACAACAGCAGGAAGCAAAAAAGCCCGUCUCUAAGGACAGCGGAGAAAGUUGUUUCUCCGAGAGAGACAGACGGCUGGCUGAGCAGUUAUCCUCAUACAAUGACACUGAGCGAUCUGAAUCUCUGCUGGACAUCCACCGGAAGAAGCUGAAGAGUAAAACUGCUGGGGAGAAGAACAAACCCCAGGAGAGAAGACCCUUUGACCGUGAUCACGACCUCCAAGUCCAUCAGAUUGACGAAGCCCGAAAGAAAGCCAUCAUAAAACAGUCCAGAGACUUGAACACCAGGUUUUCCCACGGCAAAUGCAAUACAUUUUUAUAAUCGGAUGCCUACCGAAAUAGCAAGCGUGCUCAAUAAAAACAUUUUCUGUGUCCACACAACACGCACGUGAAAAAUAAUGUUCCUUUAAACGGGAGCCAAAUUGUUGCACGGAUGACAGAAUUUUGGUUGCAUGAGUCCAGCUGUUGAGGGCAGGGGAGAACCUAGCAGUAGAAUUUGCCCCCCAAAGGACUUCUGCACAAACAGAGAAAUAAUAAUUGCCAUACUUCUGGUGAUUUUCACGGCAUAGUUUCCUUCCCCAAGAAUGGCGAAAGGCUGAGUGGUCACCCUUUCCUGGGGAGAUUUCUUUUACAUUUUUCUGAAAACGAAGAAGCCCAUUUGAAAUAUUUAAGUUUCAAAUAACCCAUAGGUGUGUGCAUUUCUUCAGCUUGGAUCAUUUUGGGAUUUCAAAUAUCAGAAUGCUAGGCGUGUAACUUGGCCUUUAGAGUCGAGGAGGGGAGAGAGAGAAAAUCGGAUGGCUGCUGCAAACAGCUUGGGAUCCGAUCGUAAUUAUCACCGCCGGAAAGAUGAUUUAACUUUACCCGUGCAUUUGACGCGGCGAUGAAUAAAGCAUAACCAUCUCCAUUAAAAUUGUCCCAAACCGUCUUUUUUUCCUGCCCCAUUCUCUCUCUGCUGCUUUUUCCAAAUUGAUGGACAGGAGCCGUCGAUAAACUGAAUUGCGAUUCAUUAAAAAAGGUUUCGGCUCCUAAGAUUCCUCUGAAAUCUCUGGUGGAAUAGAUUUAUUAUUUAAUUUAUUUCUAAAAGCAUACCCUGUUGCAGAUCGUCUUGAAGCAGCUUACAAUGAAAACUGCACCGGCAUCCGUAAUAAAUAAUAUAUUAAAUGAAGUAAAACAUUAAACCCCAAGCAUAAUUAAUUAAAAAGGGGAACAGACGGAAUGGGCAGGUAUUCCUCCCAUAUCCUUAGCAGGAAGUCCUAGGUGAAAAGAGAGAAUGGAUGAAGUAGCAAAAAUUGAUCCAUCGGCUUUGAUGAUAGUAGCCAAAUAGCCGGGGACUAGGAAAAGUAGACACAAUAUACGUGGAUUUUAACCCCUGGAACUUAGUCCUGUAUCGGCUGUUAUCUUGGCUGAACCGUCCUGCCAAAUCUGUGUAUGGCUUCAUGCUUGUCUACAAUAAAGAUCUCAAGUCUUG